AAUUGUAUUUGUAGGAUGGUUAUCAAGGGACAAAGUGGUAGCAGCAGCAAACCUAGGGAAAAACGCGUGGAAGUUGCUCGGAAUAGUAAGCUAAAGGGAAAAGACCCUGUCGUCGAUGAAGAAAUGGAAGAAGAUGAGGAAGGGCGAUCGCUGUCUGGGGAUGACAGUGAAGAAUCUGUUUUUGACGGGGAUGCAUAUGAAGAUGUUGAAGAUGAUGAAUAUGAGGAUGAGAUAUAUGAGGACGAAGAAUUCGAGGAUGAAUUAUGCCAGAGAACAGUGAAACGUGCGCCAAAGAAAAGGCAAUCUGCUAAAAGCAGGAGGGUUAUUUCAUACGAUGAAGUAGAGGAGGAAGAAGAUAUAGAAGACGAAGACGGUGAAUAUAUGGAUGGUGGGUAUGAAGAUGAAGGAGAGGAUGUUGUUGUUCGCGUUCAGAAAAGAGGGAAGAGUUGGAAGGAGGUCGGGCAGAAUGCUUUGAAGAAGAAGGCACAUCUGCAGAUGAUGCGGAAGAGGCGUAGAGAGGAUUAUGAUGAUGUUGACGAGGGAAGGAGACAUGUGAAGAAGACGAUACUUCCUGCGAUGAAGCAGAUGGGUAGGAAGUUUGAUGAAACAGGGGUAGCAAAAGGAAAGCCCCCUGCAAAACAGAAGGCAAUCAGAGGGAAUAACAGGAGGAUGUUUGUGCGGGUACCGAUUCCCAAACAUCCUAUGUCUAGGGGUGAGUAUGCGAAGUUUCACAGCGUGGUAGUUGCUACUCAGCGGGCUAAUUGUGGCCGGAAGCAACCAAGCGUUAUCUGUCGCACGGAUGCAUUUUCUAAGAUUAUUGCUGCUUUUGAUGAGUCAAGGAGAAGUUGCGUUAGGAAAAUGGGUUUCGGGGGGAUGUUGGAUUUGAAAAUAUCCAAGCUACCUAGGCAGCUGUGCUACUGGCUGAUGUCCCGGUUGGAUGGGGGUAACAGUUACCUUGUUGGAGGGGACGGCCAUGUGUUGCCGAUAACUGCUUCCCUUUGGGAAUAUGUAUUCGGAUUCCAGAACAGCGGUCUUCAGGUGCCAGUGAAGGAGUCUGAUCUUCCUCCAGGCACCCUUAAAGCGAUGGCCCUCAAGUAUGGUGAAAAGAAUACAUCAACCUCAAAGAGCACAAUAAUCAUAGCAAAAUCUGUAAAGGAAUUGGCAGGGCCGGUUGACGGUGAAGGAAAGAUAAAGCCCCUGGCUAAUCAGCGUGAUAGGGCCUCGUUCAUGGAAAAUUUCAUGAUUGUGUUGCUGGGGCAGAUUUUAUGUCCUUCUACCGAUGGGGGUAACAUGUCUUUAAAAUUGCUAGGUGCAGUUUCCAUGGCAAAGAAUGCAUCACUGUACAAUUGGUGUGAGUUUUGUCACACAUGGCUGUUAGACUACGGAGACGCCUGUCAGCGGAAGAUAGACCAUCAGGGGUAUGCCGCUGGGACUGGUGGUUGUGUGUUGUUUUUGCUGAUUUUCUACCUAGACCAUUUAUGCAGGCAUCCUGUGAGAUGGGAUGAGUUUCCCAGGAUCAAAGUCUGGACACAGGAGGAAGUGGAUGAGGCCAAGAAUCGGGAUAGGAAAGCGAGUGAAGAUUAUGGAAGGAUUACGACUGUUGAUGUUGUGUACGGGGAUCCUCAUCCCCUUUACGGCAGGGAGGGUAGACGGUCUCCCGCAGUAGAGGUUGCUGAGAUGGUAGCACAGAUGACUUCUUCAGAAUGGAGACGCACCCUAGCUCAGGAGGUCACAGAGAUGAUAGCAGCUGUGGAGUACGUUCUACAUUGGAGGGACACGCAGUAUAAUGCAGCUCUUGUUUGGAAGUUGAAGCAAAUGCAUACUUGGCCCUUGGACUCCAUUAGCUUCCCUGACUACAACGACAAUCAUGCGUGUGGAAUAGUAAUGCUUAUGGCUAUCCAGGAAAGUGCAAGGGCAUUUACAAAGACGAUGCAAGUGGGGGACAUCAAUGUAGUUCGGAAGGCACUGUUUUUGUCUCACUUGAAUUCAGAUUUCAACUCCUGCCGCCCGCUUCUUCCCCAAAUCGUUGCAACCCACUGCCCAUUGUUGUCUUUUGAUACUCACAUUAUUCCUAGGAGAUGGGAUUCAUUGCUUGCAGGUUGUUUGGUACCGUUAUUAGAAAAGUCUGGGUACAAUCUACGAGUUUGGUACAGCCUGAACUUUGUUCCGGCUUUGCAUGGUACCAAGCAUAAAUUGAGUACCAAACAAGAUCAGAUAUGUACCACACGAACAUUAGUAAUUGUUGCUACAAAAGUUGGAUGA
Messenger RNA from Spinacia oleracea (spinach), 2262 nucleotides. RefSeq lists its product as uncharacterized. The record is from RefSeq and is a predicted model, not a curated record. Bases 16 to 2262 code for a protein of 748 amino acids. Lineage: Eukaryota; Viridiplantae; Streptophyta; Magnoliopsida; Caryophyllales; Amaranthaceae. The transcript is spliced from 11 exons.